Peromyscus californicus insignis is the source of this 6581-nucleotide messenger RNA. It is a transcript of the gene Ceacam1, whose product is annotated as CEA cell adhesion molecule 1. Gene Ontology annotation, molecular function: protein tyrosine kinase binding. Gene Ontology annotation, biological process: regulation of immune system process; signal transduction. Gene Ontology annotation, cellular component: plasma membrane; cell surface. The record is from RefSeq and is a predicted model, not a curated record. The transcript has 9 exons. Lineage: Eukaryota; Metazoa; Chordata; Mammalia; Rodentia; Cricetidae. The coding region runs from base 72 to 1634 and encodes 520 amino acids.
AGUCCAGCUUGGCAGCAGCCUAAGAGACAAACCUCCUCUCCAGAGGAAGAGCCUAGCCUACAGUAGAGACUAUGGAGCUCACCCCAGCCCCUCUGCACAAAGGACAGGUCUCCUGGAGGGGACUCCUGCUCACAGUCUCUCUUUUAACCUGCUGGAACUCUCCCACCACUGCCAAAGUCACUGUUGAAGCAGUUCCACCCCAUGUUGCUGAAGGGCAGAAUGUUCUUCUACUUGUCCACAAUCUGCCAGCAGAAGUCCAAGCCUUCUACUGGUACAAAGGAGAAACUGUGGUUGAUAGUAAUGAAAUUGCACGAUUUCUAAUAUCCAGUAGUACAAAUAAAACAGGGCCUGCAUACAGUGGCAGAGAGAUGAUAUACCCCAAUGGAUCCUUGCUCUUCUGGAAUGUCACUCAGAAUGACACAGGAGUCUACAUGCUAAACAUGAUAAUGGAAAACUUUGAUUAUGAGAGUGCAUCUGUGCAGUUCUGUGUACACCCACCGCUACCCAAGCCCAACAUCACAACCAACAAUUCCAAUCCCAUGGAGCAUGAGGACUCAGUAGCAUUAAUGUGUGAGCCUGAGACUCAGAAUACAACCUACCUGUGGAGGAUAAAUGAUCAAAGCCUCUCAGAAGAUGACAGGCUGAAGCUGUCUGAGGGCAACAGGACUCUCACUUUACUCAGUGUCCUGAGGACUGACACAGGACCCUAUGUGUGUCAAACCCAGAACCAAGUGAGCACUUCUCAAAGUGACCCAUUCACUCUAAACAUUACCUAUGGUCCAGAUGCCCCGAUCAUAUCCCCCUCAAAUAUUUAUUUCCAUUCAAGGACAAACCUCAGCCUCUCCUGCCACACAGAUGCUAACCCACCUCCACAGUACUCUUGGUUUGUCAAUGGAGACCUCCAGUCAUCCUCCCAAGAGUUCUUUAUCCCCAACAUUAAUACUAAUAAUAGCGGAUCCUAUACCUGCCUCGUCUAUAACUCUGUCACUGGCCUCAGUAAGAACACAGUCAAGAACAUUACAGUCCUUGAGCCAGUGACUCUGCCCUUCAUCCAAGUCAUCAACACCACAUUCAAAGAACUGGACUCUGUGUUCCUGACCUGCUACUCAAACGACACUGGAAUCUCCAUCAGUUGGCUCUUCAAUGGCCAGAGUCUGAGGAUCACAGACAGGAUGAAGCUGUCCCAGAACAACAGCACCCUCACCAUAGACCCUGUCAGAAGAGAGGAUUCUGGGGACUAUCAGUGUGAGGUCUCCAAUCCAGUCAGUUCCAAGAAGAGUGAUCCCAUCCAGCUGAACAUAAUACCUGACCUAACCCAAGGAACUGCUGGCCUCUCGGGAGGUGCCAUUGCCGGCAUCGUGGUUGGAGCUGUGGCUGGGAUGACUCUUGUAGCAGCCCUGGCAUAUUUCCUUUAUUUUAGGAAGACUGGAAGGAGAACUGACCAGCGUGAUCUCACAGAGCACAAACCCUCAGCCUCCAACCACAAUCUGGGCCCCUCUGACAACUCUCCUAAGGUGGAUGAAGUCACAUAUUCCAUCCUGGACUUCCAUGCCCAGCAACCCAAACCACCAACUUCAGCCUCCCCAUCUCCAAGAGCCACAGAGGAAGUUUAUUCAGAAGUAAAAAAGAAGUGAUCACAGUCUAUCCUGCUGGCUACACCAAGGAUGCAUUCCCAGAUUCUCUCCUUUCACUAGGAGAUCUCCAUACUCUGGACAUGAGGGAACACACACACACACACACACACACACACACACAGUUCCAGGCUGCAGUCACUCUUUCAGUGCCCAUAGAAGGAAAAGUGUGUUCUGGAGCCUACAGGAAACCCAACCUUUCUUGGAAUUGAAAUUUAGCUAAGAGAGAAACAUCAAACUGUCUACCCAUUCUCUUUCCUAACCGUGGCUUGUUUUAAAUUGAUCUAUUCAAAGCACAUUUGUUCCUCCCCCAACUCCAAGUCCUGCCCUAUCAGAGUCAAACAAAGGAAAAGCAGGAAAUGGCCAUUCCCAUCUCUUUAAAACCCGAUGUAAAGCCACCAUACACAGGAAGAUCACACCUGGAGCCAGUAGUUCACUGGGAAAUCUACACACCUGAUAACUGUCAUGUUUGCCCAGCUGUGGCAUCAGGGUCUCUGUUCGUUGUGGCUUUACACCUGAGCCCCUCUCUGAGCCUUUUUCCAGAAAACCCACUCAAGGCAGCUAGAAAAGCUCUUUGGUAGCAUCCACAGGUCAUUGCCAAAGCAGAGUGCAGACACAAAGACAACGUCUCUAACAUCUACCAAGAAGGUGUCCAGAAAAGCAGGGCUGGUGGCUUUGAACUGACAGACUUCUGGAAUUUGAAAAAGGAGCAGAGAGAUGCCCUUCAUGGAGUAUUGGAAUUGUUUUCAAAGAAGUCACAUUUGGAGGUACCGGGGCUUUCCUCUUUCUAAGACAAUCAACGAUUUGAAUUUCUGUAGCUGCUGACUUACCUCGCUGUGUGACCUGAUCAGUGUACCUUAGGGGCAAGAAGCCACUAAAGCCUCUGGCUCCCUUGGCCAGGAUCAAAAGGCCUCUCAAGCCCUUCUGAUCAAGAGUUCAAACCAAAAAUAAAUAAAUGAAUAACAAGGCAGUCACUCGCAGAGCCACAGCUGAGUGUCAGGCCAAGCCUCCUGCUUUCCUGAAUUAGUCAGAAAAGCCUGACUUUUCCUUGGUCCAUGUUGUCAUCUUUUCUUUUGGAGACCAGCCAGAGCCUAGACAAUCUUUCUCUGACACUUUGGGCUUUCUCGGUCUUCCCUGGAAGCUCUCCCGCCCCCACCUGUGCAGGCUGCCAGCUGACCUCUUGCUUGACUCAAAGGUCGUUCCUCCUCUACUCCAUAUCCCUCUCCCCCAGGCUGAUACUGAGAUUUCCAGCUUGUCUGCCUCGUUUUUCUUUUAAACUCUAGCAAAACUGUCCUCAGCUCUAAAAAAUAAAAACAACGGGCUUUCCUCAUUCCCACCAGGAAGAGACCUAACUCGGUUUCUGGAAAUCUAGGACCAGCCUCCAACUACCCUUCUGCCGUGUUUCUGCCUGUGCAUUUGUUUCCCCUUUCUUUUUUUUUUCUUUUUGACUCUUUUUUUUUGAGACAGAGUUUUAGCAUGUAGCCUGCACAGGCUUCAAUCUCACAAUAAUACCUUCUACAACCUCCCACCUGCUGAGAUUAUAGCACAGACCACCAGGCCCAGCUACCUGUGCAUUCCCUGUCUACCCUACACUCUCAGGAAACCUUGGCCUCUGCUACUGUGUGUUUGGUCCAUGUGAAAUGUGGCCUUACAGGAGCACAGCCACUCAAGCCAAAGACAUUGUUUACAGCCUAGAAUGCUCGGCACUGGUGCCCCACUGGGAACGUGGGCUAUUAGCAGAGUGCUCUUACCCAGCCCUGGGCUUUCUGCAGCUUCUGGAACCUACCUUUCCCACCUGGGAUGAGUCCCAGCAACAGGAGAAAGAAAGGCAAAUGUUGUCUCAGGAAUCCUCUGUUCUGAGGCACACCCCCUCUGUGCCCGUUAAGCAAAGGUUUUAUUGGAUAUUAAAAGUUUGUUCUCAUGCCAUGUGUAAGGUCUUCUAAGACAAUUAUUUUUGACUUCUCCUACUCAGGGAUUUCUUUUAGGGAUUUCCAACCCAAAUAUAGCCUGUGUAUAUUUUCCUUCAGCCAUACUAUUCUGGGUUAUUUAAUUUUUCUUGAUUAAAGCCAAAUCUGAGUUAUUUAUAAAUUUACCCUAUGUUCAUAAUUUUAAAAAAUCAUAUAUCCCUGAUACUACUUUGUGGGGUUUUCUGUUUGUUUGUUUCUUGUAUGCACUAGGCAAGUGCUCUACCGUUGAGAUACAUCCCUGCUGACACCACUUUAGACAAUGUCUUCCUUACAGGGAGAAGACAACAACUACUAGAUCAGGGGACCAGAGUGAGCCUACUGCUAAGUAGUAUACAGUAGCUCUCUGAUGUAGUCAUCUAGGAAUUAGCUAAAUGCUUUGCACAUUCACUAACGAAUAUAUGUGCAAGCAACAGAACCAAGCCCUAACCUGCCUGGAAAGAGCUGGUUAUCUCCCUCUAGGGGAGAGAUUACAGGAUUAAAAGGCUUCUCUGGUCCUCUCCCUCACAGUAAACAGCUCCUCCUACCCAAGUGGCUCCAGACACUCAAAGGCAGCAAUGCAGCUUUCAGCUCACAAAAAUCUCUGCAUGUUCCCUCACACUGAACUCUCUCCUGCACCACCUGUCCCUUCCUUGUUACUAAUUCCCUGUCUGUCCUCUUAAACCUGUGACCUGAAUAAGAUCCAUGUAUUAAUUCCAUUAAGUGUUACCCUAUCAUCUUAUUUUCCUCACUAGCAAGCAAUGGAAAUGCAUGUAUAGCCUGCCCUUCCCCUAUCCCAUUUCCAUACCCAAGACACUGGAAGCAUCAUGAAAUCACUGUCACUUCUGGGAUGGAUUCAAACAUAUGUCACCCACACACUUCAGCUUUACAUCAUCUACAACCACAGGCAACUCUUCUUUCUGGGUCAUUCCUGUUGCAUCAACCACCAACAUACUGCACCAUCACCAGUGAGUUUUGUGGGUCCCUUAUCCCACACUUCGCUCAACUCCAAAGGCCUCUGCAGAUGGCUCCUACAUGUAUAUUUCAAGCCCCUACCUCUUCCUGGAACUCAUGGCACCUGCCUCCAAAUAAAUACUCAUGUAAACAGGCUCAUCACCCUCAGCAUACUGAUUUCUUGGUUUUACAUUUAUUUUAUGUUUGUUUGUUUGUUUGUUUGUUUUUGAAACAAAGUCUCCCUGUGUAGCUCUGGCUGACCUGGAAUUCACUAUGUAGACCAGACUGGCCUUAAACUCACAAAGAUCUGUCUGCCUGUGCCUCCUGAGGGCUGAGAUUAAAUGUAUGAGCACCACAAAGGCUCCCUAAAUGUAUUUUUUAAUUUUUCAUCCAUGUGUAUGUUGUAUGUCAAGCAUGUUCUCAUUCUCUGCCACUCCCAAUUCCCAAUUCUCAUUAGAUAUGUCUCCCUACACAGCCUGUCCCUCUACCCUACGUACACAUAUAACUCUUAGUCCCAACGCUGUACCUAAAAAAGAAUACCAAGCAGCAGGAUUUCUCCAUUACUUUCACUGUGAUCACCCUUCAUCAAAAGCAACUUCACAUAGAGCAAACACUAGAGCAUUCAAGUGAAGACAUUAGAUUCAGGAAGGACACAACUGUGCAUGGUUGACAAUGUUUUCCUGGUGACCAAUUUAUAUAUUCAUGAAAAGUACAGAAAUUCUGUAUCUUCUCAGAUGGGGCCCUUCCUCUAGGGAACAUAAAUCCCUAAGACAGAAGAUACAGGAAAAAAAGAACAACACCAAAUUUGAAAGGGACAAAUACCUCAAGAAGACAGAGAAAUAAGGGCUGAGAGGACAUCUCAGUGACAGUACUUGCCUAGGAGGGUGAGGCUCUGUGUUUGAUCCCCUGCACUGAAGAAGGAGUUUACAGAGAAAUCCAAUGGAGAACAGAACAUAUGGCUACAUGAUGGAACCAUUGAGAAAUCUGUUAGAUAUGCUCGGGCCCCAUUCGCAACUUCUAAUUGAGUUGGUCUGCAAGGGAAUGCAAACACUGAUAACUUUAAACCUCCCCAAUGCUAUUUUUGGGCAGUUGUGGUGGUCAGGGUUAACUGUCACCUGAGAGAAUCUAGAGUCACCUAGGAGACUGCCUCCAGGCACACCUGCAAGAUCAUCUGAGAAGGCUACCUUUGAGAAUGUCUGUGAGGGAUUGUCUUGGCUACGGGAAUUGAUGUGGGAAGAUCAACUACUUGUGAGGAGCCCGUUCCCUGUGCAGUGUGUAUGUGGAGAGACAGAGCUGAGGAACAGCGUACAUUCAUCACUCUCUGCUUCCUGACGUGGAUGUGACUUGACCCAGGGCUUCAAGCUCCUGCCACCUUAACUCCCACCGUCAGGGUCUGGGCCCCUGAACUGUGAGCCUGAAUGAACCCUUAAGUUGCUUUUCUGUGUUAGCACAGCAAUAGGAAGAGAAACUGUGGCAGUGGACAAGACAGAAGCCACCUGCUGGAGCAGGCAGAUGAUGGCCAUGGCUUUUAGCUAGGGUUAUACAUCAUUGUGGGGAUAUUUCAACAUGCAUAAACCUAUACUCCAUUCCUGGGGGAGAAGAGGCAGUAUGUUCACGAGACUUAGGCUUGGGUAUUUGAAAAACAUUGUGGGGUGCAUUGCCAUAGCAUUAAUGUGGAGGUCAAAUAACAGCUGUGAGACUCAGCACUCUCCUUCCAGCAUGUGGGCUCCAGGGAUCCACUCAGGUCAUCAGGCUCGAUGGUCCUCUAUCUCUAUUUUAUUUAUGUAUGUAUGUGGUGGAGGUGGGGAGUAUGUGCAUGUGAGUGCAGGCACCUUCAGAGAUCAGAAAUCUCACAUGCUUCUGGAUCUGGAGUUGCAGGCUGUUGUGAGCUACUUCAUAUGGAUCCUGGAAAGCAAACUGGAGUCCUCUGGCAGAACAGUUCACACCUGUACACUUAAUGGCUAAGCCAUCUCUCCAGCCCCUGUCUCAAUUUUUACUGAUAAAAUAUUUACCUAAUUCAAUCUAUCAGAUACAAAACACCAAUACUCACAUU